Molecule: messenger RNA, 2258 nt
Organism: Zeugodacus cucurbitae (melon fly)
Lineage: Eukaryota; Metazoa; Arthropoda; Insecta; Diptera; Tephritidae
Product: Nuclear-pore anchor
Exons: 7
Coding region: 933-2111 (392 amino acids)
Source: RefSeq, a predicted model, not a curated record
GCUAUGUGUGUUCACGCCCCUCUGAAUGCUAAAUAAUAUGAGAACUUAGCCGAAUUUGCAGUCGGUGGAGUGGCGAACGCCACUUUACCCCUGCUUCAUCGAUUUUGAAAAAGCAUUUGACACUCUAAAACACGACGCAAUUUGGAGAGCCCUUGUUGACAGAGGUAUAUCCUGGGGUUUGAAUGGCCGGUUAGAAGUCCUGGAUUAUGCUGACGACAUAUGGAUAGGAAACAUGGAAUCUAACAUCAUGUGCCCUACAAACAUGGCAAUCGUUUUUUAAUCGCUGUCUCUUCAAGAUUAUGCGGAUAUUCUAGCCCAAUAUCACAAGCAAUGCUUAUCUCUGAGCUUUGACGAAGCAAAUACCCUUAAACAUCGAAAUCUGUCGCCGUAAAUGGAGAUGGAUCGGGCACACGUUGCGUAAGCCCAAUAAUGACAUCACAAAAACAGCAUUAGAGUGGAAUCCUCAAGGGAGUCGCAGACGAGGAAGAUCAGUUAUGAUACAAUGAGGCGGCAAGUUGAAACAGAAGCGAAAAAAUCAGGCCAUUCCUGGAGACAAAUCAAAUUUCUAGCUUUAAAUAAACCGAAUUACAAAUUGCGUAUUGAGGCCCUGUGUAUCAUAGAUUCUGAAUUUUUAACGUGUUUGCUAAAUCUUUCAUGACAUUUAUUUCGUUAUUUUUGUAAAAAUAUUAAAUUUGUGUUUUAUCUUAACCUAGCAAAUGUGAAACGAAUUAUUGAACUUUUAGGGACAUGCGCAAUAGAUUGCGUGGUAAUAGAAAAGUUUUGAAAAAUCAAUACUAGUGUAAUAAUGCAUGUAAACAUCAUAAUGUUUGUAUCUAGUUAUUAAGCAAUAGAAAUGUUUUCAAAUAGUGGCAUAGAGUAUCUUUAUUUAUUUAUAAACAAUAAACGGACAGAAGUUAUAAGGAUAUUCUGAAAUGGACUCAAGUCAUCAGAUCAACGUCCCUCUUCGAUCAGGAGGCAAAAAAAUACGAAAGCGGCGGGAACUUGACGCUCUCAUUGCCCACUCUUUUGGAAAAAAUAGAUCCAUUCGACGAACUACUUUAAACAAUCACUCACAGGACAAGUUACUAUCCGCGUCCACUGAUGACGCGGAUGAUUAUACUUGGGUACAAAUGAACAGACCAAAAAAUAAUGAUACUAUCUGCACAAACCGUUGUCACAAUCGUAAAUAUAUGCUUUGCAAACUUUUGCUGGUGCUCAUUGCAAUUGCAGUAAUAAUAGGACUUAUUUACUGGAUGUACUUGGAUUUACGGCAGGAGAUGUAUAGUUAUAGGCAAAAAAUUGAAGAAGUUGCCGUUAUGAACAAGGACUUACCCGAAAUUCUUCAGAAAUGGCAUGAAGUAUCCACUUUACUGAGAAAUAAUCAAACUACAACCAUUAUCCGGCUGAAUGAAUUAGAACGGAUAACAGAAAAAUUAAGGAUGAAUUUUACCACAUAUAAAAGCACAUUAGAUGGUCAAAACAAUUUUGCGAAAGAAGAGAAAAUCGUUGCUGCAUUUGGAGCAAAAAUCGAAGCAGUAAUAACUGAUAUGGAAAGUUUUAAAGACUAUUAUUCGGGAGUUGUUAAUAAGCAAAUAGAAAUGCAAACUAAUUUAAAUGAUCUCAGUGCUAAGAUAUUGGAUGCUCAAGAGAGAGAUGUGAAAUCUAGCGAAGCCUCAAAAAACUUUUCUAAAGAAAUUUCUGUUAUAAAACUGUACCUGCGGAAUGAUUCCACCAGAGUUCAAGAUUCAUGGAAUGAAUUAAGUCAAAAUAUCUCACUUAAAUUGACUACUCUUCAUCAAAACGUUCAACGUAAUGAGUUACAGAUUGCGGAACUUAUGAGACAUAUGGAAAAUAUAUCAAUGCAUAUCGCUUUGGUGGAAAACUAUUGGAGAAAUAACAACAUUAAAAUUAAAGACUGUCAAGGCCUUACUCAUAACAUUGAAUGUAGUGUUACAAAUGAAAAAAACGGUUCUAAGAUUUUGGAACAAUCUAUUACAACCAAUUGCAACCGUUGCACUCAGAUUAAUACGUUACAGGAAAACUCUGAUGAAGAAUACAAGCAAAAUUCAACAAUAAGCCAAAAAACUAAAAACGUGAUAGAAAUACAUUAAGAAUUACUAGAGUAGUACUCUUACAAAUUUUAAUAUUUACUUUAAUUAAAUGAAUAUUAAGUUACCAUCGGAAUUAAACCUUCUGACAUUUUUUGCUGUUUUUAUUUUUUAAUUUAUCCUUAUGUCACAUUAUAAUUCCUAUAUAUU